Messenger RNA from Hemibagrus wyckioides, 1604 nucleotides. RefSeq names its product SAM domain-containing protein SAMSN-1-like. NCBI's taxonomy places the organism in Eukaryota, Metazoa, Chordata, Actinopteri, Siluriformes, Bagridae. Gene Ontology annotation, molecular function: protein binding. The record is from RefSeq and is a predicted model, not a curated record. The transcript is spliced from 8 exons. Bases 153 to 1268 code for a protein of 371 amino acids.
UCCUGUACAGAUGAGGAAGUGUGGGCUUAGCCCUGUGUGAGUGUGAGCCGUGUGUGUAUAGUGAGUGCAUGAAAAGUGUGAGUGUGUGUAGCGUGUUUGGUCAUGCAUAGUAAAGUUUGUUUCUAAAGACAAAUAACGCGUCUUUGAGAGUCAUGCUUCAGAGGAGAACUUCAAAUGCCGCAGAGAAACCAAGGAAUAAACCAAAGCGCUCAUACAGCUUUGGCAGGUUCGACACGUCAAAAAAUCAGUCCAAGUUGGAGGAACAUGAAAGCACUUUGGGACAGGCUGAUGGCGACAGGCGACAGGCUGAUGGCAACUUGGCCGAAGGCGAUCAUAUCAAAGGGGGAUUAGGGAAGAAGAUGAAAGCCAUCUCGUUGACCAUGCGCAAGAAGAUGGGGAAGAAAUACGUUCGAGCUCUGUCAGAGGAAAUGGGAGACGGUGUAGAUGGAGACCAAGAAGCUGAAGCAGUGACUAAUGUGACUGAAGCUCCAGCCAAAGCCUGCACCAAGUCCAGUAACUCUGUGGAAAGUCUUUUCAGUCUCCACAGCGGCCAAAGCUCCACCAGUAGUGGGAUCACCAGUGGCUCUGAGGGCUCAUGUAAUAGAGACAGUCUAAGGCUGGAGGAGGAAGUUCCCGAAACCAUCCAUUUCUGCGGCAAAGCAAAAGUUCACACCGAUUUCCUCCCGAGUCCAUAUGACACAGAGUCUCUGAAACUCAAGGUUGGAGAUGUGAUUGACAUCAUCAGUAAGCCCCCCAUGGGCAUAUGGACAGGCAUGCUGAACGGCAAAGUAGGCAGCUUUAAGUUUAUCUACGUGGACAUUCUGGCUGAUGAGCCUGCUCCAAUGCAGAGGAUGGGAAAGCACAGGAGAAGCAGGAGACCUCGACCCAAAACACUCCAGGAGUUCCUCGAGAGACUGAACCUGGAGGAGUUCAUGUCCUCCCUGUUGCUGAACGGUUAUCAGACUGUAGAAGAUCUGAAGGAUCUGAAAGAGCAGCACCUGAUUGAGCUGAAUGUGUUCGAUCCCGAGCACAGACACAAACUGCUGGCAGCGACAGAGUGUUUACAUGACACAGAGGCUAACAGUCAGAGAGAAACGGAAAAUGAGGAAGUGCCCAAAUCUCCGAGCGCGAUGGAGAAAGCUGAACCGAACGACUGCCCCAGAGACUCGGGCUGCUACGUUGCUUCGGACUGCUCCGACAACAGCAGCAAAGAGGACACAGAAAACCACCUACCUGCACCUCUGUCCCCAUCACCAGCUGAGGUUUAACCACGCCACUGUGUGUUUCUCUGCUUGAGAACCUGACCUACAUCUCAGGAACAACACGACCCUCAUGCAAACGGGGCAGCGAUCAAUUGGCGUAAAUGUCAGGACAUUACUGUAGACGGAGAUUUAGCGCGAAUCUGGAGCCUUCGUUCCUUUUUGAUCUGUUAGUCAAUUGUGCCAUGAUACACAGAAAUCUGAUUUUUCAAUAUGUGUCUGUGUGUUGUGUCAAAACAUUCAUAUAGAUCACUCCUUUCAACAGUCAGCUUUGACUGUAAAUCAAAAAGAACAUAAAACACUGUAAAUAGAAUGUAAAUAACAUGUAAAAGAAAUACAUGAACU